This is a messenger RNA of Dicentrarchus labrax (European seabass), 1226 nucleotides long. Its product is annotated as butyrophilin subfamily 3 member A2-like. The record is from RefSeq and is a predicted model, not a curated record. The coding region runs from base 57 to 1142 and encodes 361 amino acids. The transcript is spliced from 7 exons. Lineage: Eukaryota; Metazoa; Chordata; Actinopteri; Moronidae.
UUAAGAACAGAACAACAUCACAGUGGAGAGUUUGCAUCCAUCACGCUGAGUCUACAAUGCUGUAUCCAAAGACAGAGCUCUGUGAUGGACUGUCCUUCAGGACCGGCAGGGUUUUCAUCAUUCUUCUAACACAGUGUUUAACAGUUUGCGUUGCAGAGCAGUCAGAGUUGAUUUGUUCACAUCAACCAAUCGUAGCCCUGGCUGGUGAUGAUGUCAUUCUACCAUGUUACCUUGAUCCUCCAAUCAGUGCCAGUUCUGAGACAGUGGUGUGGACCAGACCUCGUUUAGACCCAAAGUACAUCCAUGUUCACCAAGAUGGACGACUGAUGUUUGAAACUCAAAAUCCAUCUUAUUAUCUCCGAACGAGACUGUUUGUGGAUGAACUGCAGAAUGGAAACGUCUCCAUGAAAAUCUUCAGAGUGAAAAUCUCUGAUGCAGGAAAAUACUUUUGCACCCUUCGAUCAAUGCAAAAGAAAGCUUCCAUCCAACUCACUGUUGGUGUCGUCUCCACUCCCAUCAUAGAGGUUGUCUCCAGUAACAGUGGAAGUGUAGUUUUACAGUGUGAGUCUAAAGGCUGGUAUCCAGAGCCUGAGGUGGUCUGGCUGGACGGUGAGGGAAACCUCCUCUCUGCUGGACCUACAGAGACAGUCAGAGGUCCUGAUGACCUCUAUACUGUCAGCAGCAGAGUGACUGUGGAGAAGAGACACAGCAACAUCUUCACCUGUAGAGUCCAACAGAAGGACAUCAACCAGACCAGAGAGACACACAUCUAUGUUCCAGUUCUGUGGUCUCCUGAUUGGAUUUGGAUCAUCAUCCAUCUUUUUAACAUUACUGCCCUUCUGUUCGUCAUUGUCACUCUGAUGAAAUGCAGAAAGAAGAACCAGAGGAAUGAAACUGAACUGGAAGGAGAUGUAACACAUGGUGUGAAAGAGGAACUGUUAAUGGUCGAAGUAAAGCCAAAGGUCCAGAAGCAUAAUGUAAAUAUGAAUGCAGCUCAACUCCAGCUCUUAGUGGAGGGAAAUCAGCAACAGGAGGACCAGAGAGAGCAACUGGACAGAGUUCAGAGAUCACAGACAGAGGAAACAUCAGGAGCAGGAAAUAACACUGAAGACACUUUAAAACACAGAGAGACGCAGCGUUGAACGACGUGGACUAAAAACCUCCUGUAGUGACCGAGAACGAGGAGGAAUUCAUUGUGACACUGGAGGAUAUUCUCCAUCUUUUCC